AUGUUUAGCAAAAGCUCGAUUCCGCAAAGAAAAGCGUUCAGUAUGACGAAAGAGAAGUUCAUUGAAGAUAUAAACGCACUUAGUACGUCUGAGGAAGAACGCAACAAGUUGUAUUACUGUUUGGAUGAAAAGCCCCCUCAAGAGGCAAAAUUCGGAAAGUUGGAGGACUUUUUAAGGGGUUCCAACGAUUUGGAGGUUGUUUCAGAAGAUUUGGAGACUUUGCUCAAGGAGGUAAAUAAGUUGUCAAAGGAAGUUAAAGGGACGUUACAAAGUAUUAAAGAUGAGUCAAAUAUGAUUUUAAGUUAA
Molecule: messenger RNA, 306 nt
Organism: Brassicogethes aeneus
Lineage: Eukaryota; Metazoa; Arthropoda; Insecta; Coleoptera; Nitidulidae
Source: the annotation of a GenBank genome assembly